Molecule: messenger RNA, 1101 nt
Organism: Colletotrichum phormii
Lineage: Eukaryota; Fungi; Ascomycota; Sordariomycetes; Glomerellales; Glomerellaceae
Exons: 2
Coding region: 74-538 (154 amino acids)
Source: RefSeq, a predicted model, not a curated record
AAGGCAUGCUCCAUCCAGAAUUCCCGUCCUCUCCUCCUUUCAUUAACAUAUCUGGACGCCAACACAAACUUUGAUGCCCAAUAUGGCAACACAGCAGCACACUGUCCAACACGACUCGACAAGGUUCGGUGGUCGGCAUGUUUCAGCACCGACUGGCGGACCGGUCCCGCGGAACCAGUGUCCUGGAAGACGCCACGCUCUUCCCUUACUUCCAAGGUCGGCACGUUUCGCCUUAUCGUUGUCGUUAUCGUAUUCCGGUUUCCGAUUCGGUGGCCCCUCUCAAGACAAUCCGAGAGCGACUUGGACCACUUGUUGGAUAGAUUAUCCCAUCUACCACUUGGGGAUGUGUUUGCCGCCAUCCGACGGCAUAUCCCAUGGGCUUCCGCGAGGGUGCGCUGUCUUGUUUGGACUCCUGGAGACGACCACUCUUAAAUUGUCAGACGGUGUUUUGCGCAAGCCACAACGUGCUGCUAUUGCCUUUCUCGCCAUGUGCUCGGUGCUGUUUGGAUCGCCUGCUGCCGUGUUCCGCGGUGCUUGAUACCAGGAAACGGCUUGUUGGACAGACAGCAUGAGUCGGCACCUUGCGUAAACUCCGCUCGGCUGCGUGGAUCCCAAACGCCACGCCAUAUUGCAAAGCAAGUGCUCAGAGCUCGUCACGAACAACUCAUCCCCCAAAAUAUUGCCUCUUGGUAAGUAUUACGCUACAUCGAGAGAGAGACAAAAGAAAACCCCCCUCCCUUUCGACCCAACAGGACGCGUAGAUGCUACUAUGCCUCGGCAGCAGAUUGAGGAAAGUGAGGGGGUGACAAGCUGAGAGUUCAUGAAUGCGGCUGCUCUUAUCAAUCUGUUAGCGGAGUUGGGGCUCCAAUCACUGGCAAGAUCCAUGCACCCUCACCUUGUGUCGUCGUAAUUGACUUCGAUCUAUGCUCGCACUACGUUGCUUGGGCAGGGCAGCACCAUAUACCAUGUUAGACCUUCAGCUCGAAACCGCGGGUUUUGUAAAAAUGCCGCCGUUAUCUAGAAUGAGAAAGAUGCAAGAAUGGUGUGUUUCCGACCGUCCAGGAAUGCGAUUGCUAGAAUGGACAUUCGUAUACUUUUGGG